CGAAAAAAUAUUUUUGUCGAAACGAAAUAAUUUUUAAACGAAAACGAAACGCGAACGACGACGUGAAACGGCAGCCAAGCGCGCGGAUGUAUAAUUUCGAAACUUUCUGGUGCUUUAUUGCAUUUCACGACGAAAUAUAAAUUUUAGUUUUAUAUUAAUGCAGCAUACGAGGGCGCAGUACAAAAUACUUGUAUCAACCUAACAUAUUUAUAUAGUAAAGAAAUCUAAAUUUAUGAAGUGGUUUAAGUACUAACGAAAUUCACAACACUUGGAGAGAAAUAUUGAAGAAAAAGGAAUAUCCGAUUUGCUAUGGGGCGGUUUACAUUUUUGGUCCUUUUCGGACUAAUCCUGUCGGCCGUCUCAUUUAAUGGUGCGCUAGUCAAUGCCGACGACUCAAAUGUGGCACCGAGCGAGGACCAAUGCCGUCCCUACAUUGAACGGGCGAUAAACGAACUGAAAACAGGUGAACCCAGCGAAGUUAUAGAGGCAGGUGAUAUCCUCAAUGCCGACCCUAUAUCAACGAAUAAAGAACACGACGACAAUGGCACAGAUUCUGGUGAAAUGCAAUCCGAUCAACCGGCUGGCGAUGAGAAGGAAACUGUUGAGAUAACCGAUGACGAAUCUGUGGAAGAAAGAGAUAAAGCCAUCGACAUCGAUGGCGAUGGCAUACGGAAUGAAGAUGACACGGAUAUUGACGGUGACAACAAACCAAAUGAACAAGACGACGAUAUGGACGGUGAUGGUCUACUCAAUGAGGACGACCCGGACAUCGAUGGUGAUGUGAUACCAAAUGAUCGCGAUGCAGACAUGGAUGGUGAUGGUGUGUUGAACGUUGACGAUCGCGACAUCGAUGGUGAUGGAGUACCAAAUGUGGUUGAUCAUGAUCUUGACGGUGAUGGUGUGCCGAAUGUUGUCGAUAAGGACAUUGAUGGUGAUGGCGUAAGCAAUGCCAAUGAUAAUGAUCUAGAUGGUGAUGGCAUACCCAAUGAAGAAGAUGAUGAUAUUGACGGUGAUGGCAUACCAAAUGAUCAGGACGAUGAUAUCGAUGGUGACGGCAUACCCAACGAUCAAGAUGAUGACAUCGAUGGUGAUGGUAUACCAAAUAGCCAAGAUGAGGACAUCGAUGGCGAUGGCAUACCAAAUGAUCAAGACAGUGAUAUUGAUGGUGAUGGUAUACCAAAUGAUGAAGAUGAAGAUGUCGAUGGUGAUGGCAUACCAAAUGAUAAGGAUGAUGACCUGGAUGGUGAUGGCAUACCAAAUGAUGAAGACGAUGAUAUCGAUGGUGAUGGCAUACCAAAUGAUGAGGAUAAUGAUCUGGAUGGUGAUGGCAUACCAAACAAAGAUGACGAUGACAUUGACGGCGAUGGAGUAUCGAAUGAAGAGGACACGGACAUCGACGGCGAUGGCGUACCAAAUGAGAGUGAUGAAGACAUUGACGGUGAUGGCGUUAAAAAUGAACAGGACGAUGACAUCGAUGGCGAUGGCGUAGCCAAUGAGCAAGACAACGACAUUGAUGGGGACGGCGAGCCUAACGAAGCGGAUAGAGACAUUGACGGUGAUGGCGUGCUUAAUCAUGACGAUGUCGAUAUAGAUGGCGAUGGUAUACCAAAUGAACGUGACCACGAUGUGGAUGGCGAUGGUAUGCCCAACGAUGAGGAACCGAAGAGUUUGGAUAUUGAUGGCGAUGGCAUACCCAAUGAUGAUGACACCGACAUUGAUGGUGAUCUCAAGCUCAACGAGGUGGAUGACGAUAUGGACGGUGAUGGUAUACCCAAUUUGCACGAUCGUGAUGUAGAUGGUGACGGUGUGCCGAAUAUGCAUGAUGAGGACAGCAUCGAAGCCGAAGAGGCGGCGAAACGACAGAAGCGUGAUGUUGGCGCCGAACCGGCCUCCGUUGAAGCUGGCGAGGAGCAAGAUGAGCCCAGCCAAGAAAAGCCUGGUGAUAUUGACGGUGAUGGCAUACCAGAUCAUGAGGACGAAGACAAAGAUGGUGAUGGCGUGCCCGAUCAUAAGGACGACGACAUCGAUGGCGACGGCAUACCGAACGAGCGUGACACUGACCGUGAUGGCGAUGGUAUUCCGAAUGAGCAGGACGACAAAGAUGGCGAAGAGGAUGACAGCAAAGAAGAUGACACUAAACCAGAAGAUGAGUUGUUGUGGGAGGGUGAAAUACCUGCGCAGCUACGUAGUCGCUCCCACAUUACCGAGCUUUUACAAUUGAACGAUGAAUUCAAUGCACGUGAGAAGGCCGUGGAUAAUGUGGCCGAAAUCAUUUUGCGCGACAUCAAACGUAUCUACGAGAGCGCCAUUAAACCAUUGGAAACUCUCUACAAAUAUCGAGACUUGAGUAACCGUCACUUUGGUGAUCCGGAAAUUUUCUCCAAGCCAUUGGUGCUGUUUAUGGGUCCAUGGUCGGGUGGAAAAUCAACCAUUAUCAACUACCUCACAGGCAAUGAGUACACACCGCAUUCGCUGAGAUCAGGCGCCGAACCUUCGCCGGCCUACUUCAACAUUCUAACAUGGGGUAACGAGACCGAGGUGCUCGACGGCACACAACUUGCCGCCGACUACACCUUCUCUGGCUUGCAAAAAUUCGGUGAGGGCUUGGAAGAACGUCUGCGUGGAUUGAAAAUGCCCAACAAAUUGUUGGAAAAGGUCAACAUCGUAGAAAUCCCCGGUAUUUUGGAGGUGCGCAAACAAGUCUCUCGUCUUUUCCCCUUCAACGACGCCUGUCAGUGGUUUAUCGAUCGUGCCGAUAUCAUAUUCCUCGUCUACGAUCCAGCCAAACUUGAUGUUGGCCCCGAGACUGAGGCUAUAUUGGAUCAACUGAAGGGACGUGAAUAUCAAACACGCAUUGUGCUGAACAAAGCUGAUACCGUGAAACCGGAGGAACUCUUGCGCGUACAAAGCGCACUCAUAUGGAAUAUCUCGCCACUAAUGUCCUCCGCACAACCGCCAUUAGUGUACACCAGCUCAUUGUGGUCACACCCGUAUCAAGAGGGUGCUCCGGCACGUCUGCUGUUGGCGCAAGAGCGCGCAUUCUUACGUGAUUUGCGCACCGCUGUGGACAAGAGGAUCGAACAUAAAAUUGCCAGUGCGCGUCGUUUCGCUGUGCGCGUUCGCAAUCAUGCCAAAAUGGUGGAUUGCUAUCUAAAUACAUACUAUAAUCACAAGACCCUCUUCGGCAAUAAGAAACGCAUCGCCGACGAGAUUAUCAAUCACCCACAGAACUACCACAUUUACGAGGGCCUUUCAACACUGACGAACAUUUCGCGCUACGAUUUACCAGAUCCGGAAGUGUAUCGUGACUUCUUCCGUCUCAAUCCUCUGUAUGAGUUCAAGAAACUCUCUGAGACCUGCACAUACUUCCGCGGUUGCCCCAUUACCAAAUUGGAUGUGGCGAUUGCCUACGAUCUGCCCGAGUUAGCUGGUAAAUACAAGAAGAUGGCCGAAGCGGCGCUGACCAACAUUGAGAGCAAGGAAGCUACGGCUGCUGGUGGACAAGGAAAGGGCCAUGGCAAGAGCACCAAAAGUUGAGUUAAUCAAACCUUUUAGACUGCACUGAAAGUUGUCCACAAAUAAUGCACUUAAAUUAGAAGAAGGAACAACCUAAAAGCACCGGACAAAAGCAGAAAGAAACAACCACCUACAAACAUACAUACAGACAUGUGCUUGUGCAAACGAAAUAUGUAGAUGAGUUUUCGAAAAGAAAACAACAAUGAAAACAAAAACAAACAAACAAUUGAAAGAAGAGAUAAACAAUAAUUGAUUACUAAUAAAUUGCCGAAAUUUUACAAAAUUUUCCGACUAAGAGAGAGAGACAUUACAUUAGAAAUAAUUUACAAAGUGAGAGAGAGUGAGCGAGCUAACAGCGAAGCAAUCAAAUUUGCUGAAACCGUGUCACCUAACGGUGUACGUCAAAAUACUCAAAUAAUAAAACUAUCAAUCGAGAUUCCUUAAAUACAAAGAUCUGGAACACAGUGAAGACCGAAAAGAUAUUUAGGGAAAUUAGAGAGAGAGAGAGACAAAUAUAUACUAAUUACUGUAACGAGUGGGAGGGACAGAGAACAACUAUGUAUAGAAAGCCCAAUUGCGCCCCAGCAUUGGGUUCAAAAUCAGGAUUAUAGAGGGAGAUGACUAAAAUAAAUAAAACAUAAAUUAAUUACACCACUAAUACUAAACAUUAAAUUUGCGAACCACCAAACUUUUCCCAAAUUCUAAACAAGGAAAAUUCAGAAUUCAAAACGAAACUUUAAUUUUUCACAAGCAAAACCAACAAAGACCUUGCACAACCAUUGAAGGCAUUUAUUUAUUUUUUAAAUUAAUUAUAAAUUUGUUCUGUAACUGUUAAUUGUGCACAGCCCAACGAUUUGUACGUAUAUAUGUAUCUCCGACAAUAUGUAACCUUGUACUAAAUAUGUUAUCCGUUUUCUUCACUACCAGUUGAGGGAGCCUUACUAUAAGUUUGCGUGUUAUUAAAAAAAAAAGUAAUAAAAAUAAUAAACUUAAAGAAAAAAAUAUAUUUAAUAAAAAUAAUUUUAACUACAAUCACUGCACUGCACCAAAAGCAUAGUGAAUUUAGACCCCGUCAUAGUUAAUAAGUUUUCUUUUUUAUUUGAAUGAGAAAAAUGUAAAAAAUUUAAUAAAAAAAAUGCAACAAAAAGAGUGAAAAACAAACAGUGAAGACGUUACAUAAUUUUUAUAUAACAAACAUAAAUUUCUAAUAUCAAUAUGUAAGCAAUAUGACAAUAAACUAAGAUAGUGAGCUUACAUGCACAUCUACAUUCAAAUGUAAUGUUGGACAAAUUGAUACUCUGAAUUGUAACACCAAAUAAAAACAACUUAGAAAACA
Molecule: messenger RNA, 4852 nt
Organism: Ceratitis capitata (Mediterranean fruit fly)
Lineage: Eukaryota; Metazoa; Arthropoda; Insecta; Diptera; Tephritidae
Product: sarcalumenin
Exons: 8
Coding region: 310-3537 (1075 amino acids)
Molecular function (GO): calcium ion binding; GTP binding
Source: RefSeq, a predicted model, not a curated record